GGACCACGAAACCUCCUUCCCCAGGGCGCUCUCAGCUCAGAGACUCUCCCCACGGUGGUGCUUUCUAGAUGCAACUUCUGCUGAUCGCUUUUACCGAAUAGACAGAUCUCAGGAACAUUUGCACUUUGUGAUGGAGAUUUCCCAAGAUGAGAUUUUUAUUCUGGAUCCAGAUAUGGUGUUGUCACAGCAGGCAGGAACACCUCCAGGAAUGCCUGACCUGGUGGUGGAGCAAGCUUCAGGAAUUUCCGACUGGUGGAAUCCUGCCCUACGGAAGCGCAUGCUGAGCGACAGCGGGCUGGGAACGAUAACUCCGCAUUAUGAGGACUCGGAUUUGAGAGAUCUCAGCCACUCCCGUGUGCUACAGAGCAGAUUGCAGGUGUGGUCAAUGGUCACGGAUACAUUCUUUCACCCCGUUUCAGAGGUUAUACAGUUCUCAGGCAUGAACAUUAGGUGGCAGUACAAUUUCAAGCUCAAAGGGCCCUUAGGGGCUUCCUCCUCAGCAAACUGA
This is a messenger RNA of Leptonychotes weddellii (Weddell seal), 508 nucleotides long. NCBI's taxonomy places the organism in Eukaryota, Metazoa, Chordata, Mammalia, Carnivora, Phocidae. The record is from RefSeq and is a predicted model, not a curated record.